Molecule: messenger RNA, 902 nt
Organism: Sclerotinia trifoliorum
Lineage: Eukaryota; Fungi; Ascomycota; Leotiomycetes; Helotiales; Sclerotiniaceae
Source: the annotation of a GenBank genome assembly
GUUCACAAAUGGUUCAUUUUGUUGAUUGAUUGAUCAUAUCGGAUCGACGGGCAAAAACGUGUUUGAGGCUGGUUCCUAGAUUUAAAUAUUUCAAGGAUUGGUUUAUGAUAGACGUUAUACCAGGCAUUUUCAUCGAUAUUAUCAGUCGUUAUGGCUACUUUUGCGCAAGUCUCCCCUUGCCUCCUCCCCUUCCACUUCCAUUUCCCUUCCAUUCCUCUAUCACUCUCCCUCUACCAACAAACUAACCCAACCCAAGUCAAAAAUCCUUCUCCGCAACCUCCUACGCUACAUUCCGUCCCUCCUAUCCCCAAAAACUCUACACCCAAAUCCUAAAUUAUCAUCGUGGUCCUCGCACCACAUUACUCGAUCUAGGAUGUGGCCAUGGAGUUAUUAGUCGAGCUCUCGGUUCCGCAGGUAAUUUUGAGAAAAUCUGGGGUACGGAUCCUAGUAGUGUGAUGAUUGAAGAAGCUAAAACUCUCUCUAAUAAAAUCAAUGCGAAUAAUCUCUAUAACAAGGAGGCAAAUAUAGAAUGGAGACAAGCUUCCGCGGAAGAUUUAUCAUUUGUAGAAGAUGGGUCGUUGGAUAUGGUGGUUGCGGGACAGGCGGCUCAUUGGUUUGAUUUUUCACGGGUAUGGGGGGAAGUAUAUAGGAAAUUGAGGAGAGGGGGGACGGUGGCUUUUUGGGGAUAUAAGGAUAAUUUACUGGUUGAUUUUCCGGAUGCUACGAACGUGUUGGAUAAGUUUUGUUAUGGGAUGGAUGAGAGGUUUAUGGGGAGGUUUUGGGAACAGCCUGGGAGAGAGAGGUUGAGAGGUUUGUAUAGGGAUCAGGUGAUGCAGCUGCCGGGGAUUUGUUUGGGGAUGUGGAGUGCAUGAGGUAUGAACCGGGGGGGGCAGGGAAGUGGU